AUGCUUUAUCAUAAAAUUAAAGCACUCAAGUCUAGAGCUAAUAAUAGAAGUAUCUAAACAAAUUUUUCAACUAACAAUUCCACAGUUAGAAUGUAUCAUUUAACUCUAGAAAAUAAAAAUUAAAAAUUUCAAAAUAUCACAAUUGAAAACAAAUCAUAGAGAGAAAGUGAACUUUCAGCUCUUAUUUAGUAUUAGAGCUUGUUUAAAAAGAUUAAAGAUCCUAACUCGUAAAAAAAGUCAUUAAAUGAAAGUUUAUAAAUCAAAAAUUCAUGUACUAAUCUCAAAUCAAAAUCUUGUGCUAAAACAAGAAAUUUUCAUACUAAGAUUUGGAGAAAAGUUAAUUAUGAUGAAGAUAGUUAUGCAGAUAGAAAAUUUAGCAUUGAAAGAGUAGAAACAAAUAAAGAUUCUAAAGUACUUCCUUGCCUUAAAAUAUAAUAAGCCCAAAAAUUUUUAAGGUCAAACUCAAAUUUAAGUAAUUUAAGAUAUUAAAGAAGUGGAUCAGUAUUGAGGUAAAAUGUGGUCUUAGUUUUUGUAGAAAAUUAUUUGUAACAAAACAAGCACCCUUAGAAAAUUUGA
Molecule: messenger RNA, 576 nt
Organism: Paramecium sonneborni
Lineage: Eukaryota; Ciliophora; Oligohymenophorea; Peniculida; Parameciidae
Source: the annotation of a GenBank genome assembly